Molecule: messenger RNA, 570 nt
Organism: Fusarium poae
Lineage: Eukaryota; Fungi; Ascomycota; Sordariomycetes; Hypocreales; Nectriaceae
Exons: 2
Coding region: 1-570 (189 amino acids)
Molecular function (GO): protein binding
Source: RefSeq, a predicted model, not a curated record
AUGUCGCUCGCGUCGCCCCAUCACGAGAAUCCCAACUGUCUAGUUCUAAACGAAGACGGAAGAGCACCCAGCCCUGCAACCUCACUCGUCACUGAUGCCCGACCGGACAUCGCCUCGAUGGAUCCCAACUUCUAUCCGGGGGUACCCCCAGACUCCUCGAUUGUUGGCACUUCUCCAGUUUCUGUGUUCUUCAGUAGCACUGGGGGCAAGGUCGGGCUACCAGAGGCUAUCGUCCAACAUCAAUCUCUAGAGGAUCUUCCAAACGAGGUUUUGUUUCACAUUAUGGGUUUCUUGGACGUCAAUGACCUUCUGUCAACGUCGAGGGACGAAUACUUCCUUAGUUUCACGGCGCCUGGCCCGAUCCUUGGUCUCGAUCCGCUUAUCUCGGCGUUUGGCAGCAAGGCCUUCGGCCGCAUCUUUAGUCGAGCGUUCAGUGUUGCCAAAGGAGUGUGUGCCCGGCAUGACCUCAGUGCAUGUCGCGCCAGCCAUUGUAGCCAAGAAGAAGGCUAUCGAGAAGGAAAAGGUCAAGGAUGGGCUUCGGCAAUGGAUAGCGUCCCGAUGGAAACGUGA